Messenger RNA from Fusarium verticillioides 7600, 282 nucleotides. RefSeq lists its product as hypothetical. The record is from RefSeq and is a predicted model, not a curated record. Bases 1 to 282 code for a protein of 93 amino acids. NCBI's taxonomy places the organism in Eukaryota, Fungi, Ascomycota, Sordariomycetes, Hypocreales, Nectriaceae. The transcript has a single exon.
AUGAGCGACUCCGGGGAGCAAGAGAUGAUUGACUCCCUUGGUACUGCACCUGAACAAGAUGUAGAAUCUGAUGAGGAGGAAGAGGAGAUAACCAUUGACUGGGCUCCUCGAUUGCGACGCGACAAACAAAAGCCUUCCAGGGACCUAAGUCAUUUCGUGCCCAAUGGCCAAAUUGCAAUCAAUGCUGCUAAUGUUCGAAGAUUCAACGAUAAAUGUACCAGUAUCCUUACCAACCCCAAAGCAUUCGCCGACCAGCAAAUACCACACUCCGAUGGGAAUUAG